Chrysemys picta bellii (western painted turtle) is the source of this 2625-nucleotide messenger RNA. Lineage: Eukaryota; Metazoa; Chordata; Testudines; Emydidae. The record is from RefSeq and is a predicted model, not a curated record.
AUCCCGCAAUGCAGACUAUCCCAGCCACACUCCCCUGUCAGCAUUCACAGACCACAGUAAGAACAGUCCCAGUUCGUCACAGGGGGUGCGUUUGGCAGUUGUGCCCAGGCCUCUCCCCCACCCCCCAGGGCAGUAGCCAGACACUAACCCCAGUUCUCGUUUCUGGUGUUUAUUUGGAGGCUGGUCACAGGACAGCUGGGGAAUGUUCUUGCUGCCCUAAGCAAACCGGCAGCUGCUGACGCAAUCGGCCCCCGCACCCCUGCCCAGGGUGGCAGCUGUCCCAGUUCAUACUCAGCUGUGGGGGUGUGUGGGGUGGGGGGAGCUGUAGGAGUUAGAAAUGCAGAAAUGUCGGGGCUUGUGCAAGAGGCUGCGGGCUGUUGCAGCGGUUCUGGGUGGAGUUCUUAGCACACCAGCCCCUGGGGAAGUGGCCCCCAUCUCCGCUCUGUGGAGGGCUCCCAGUCCCUCUGCUUCGGGGCCGGAGCUGACCCCUCACCGGGCAGGGGCGAGGUGGAGGGCACAUUAUCCCAUCACCGUCUCUGCAGCAGUGGGCAAUGGCCUCUAUUGAAGACUGGGCUAGAGGGACCCUGGGCUGGUCCAGGCUGGCCACGCCCUCGAUGCUGGGCAUUGUGAAUUUGUCAGGUCUCUGCGAGCACCGCUAAAGCCGCCUCCUCCCUCUGGGGGACCUGGGCUCUUGGUCGGUGUUGGGGGUGGGAAGAUCCCGCUCCAGCCCCGGCUGUGAUGCUGCAGAGCGGCCAGGCACUGAGUGGGGAGUCUCUCACCAGCGCAUUUUGACAGGGCCCCCGGCCAGCCCUGCUCUGAGGAGCAGCCGGCAGUGACCCACACCCUGCUCCUGGGGGGCGGGACUCAAAGGCUGGUGCUAGUUUGUUUGCUUCUCUCUGUGCCAUCCGCUGGGGACUGGUGCGGGUCCGUGCGGUGGGCCCUGCUUCAUAAACAGACUCUGAGUAGAAAGGGCUAAUAAAGGAUUCACUGCCGGAGUCCGGCCGGCAGCUCGGAAUCAUCCCCGGCACCGUCUGCGGCGGUGUCCGUGACACGCCUUGUUCACGUGUGUGACAGCUGAGGAAGCAGCGACGACUCCCAUCCACGGAGCGCAGCAGCGGCCGUCCCGCGCCUGGGUGGGGACAGCUUGGAGCCGAAGCCCCGGCAGAGGCGGGUGAGCCAGUGGGGAAGGCACCGGGUUGGGACUCAGGAGACCUGGCUCCAACGCACAGCUCUGCCACCGACGCCCACUGCGACCUGGGGGGGCGGAUCCUGCGGCAGAAUGAACGUCACCGAGUUGUAUGAUUACUACGAUCUUGACUCGUACUCUAACUUCACUGCGCCUGUCUUCCACACGACGGAUCUGCAGCUGACCCCAGUCCUGUGGGCGUCUCUGGUUCUCUACUCCCUCGUCUUCCUGCUGGGCGUGCUGGGGAAUGCGGCUGUCAUCUGGGUGAUCGGCUACGGGAUGAAGCGCACGGUGAACACCGUCUGGUUCCUCAACCUGGCGGUGGCCGACCUACUGUGCUGCCUGGCGCUGCCGUUCCUGGCCGUGCCCGUGGCCCGCGGCAACCGCUGGGAGCUGGGUGACUUCGCCUGCAAGCUGCUCCCAUCCCUCACCAUCCUGAACAUGUUUGCCAGCGUCCUGCUCCUGACGGCCAUCAGCGUGGACCGCUGCGCCCUGGUGACCAGGCCCGUCUGGUGCCAGAACCACCGCACGACCCGGGUGGCCUGGGGCGUGAGUGGGGCAGCCUGGCUCCUGGCUCUGCUCAUGACCCUCCCAACCUUCAUCUUCCGGAAGACGCACGCCGAAGCGUUCUCAGACAAAGUGAUGUGUGUCCUGGAGUACGCUCAAGUGUCCAGUUACCAGACCGCCGUUGAGGUGUCCGUCGCUUCCUUCCGCUUCGCCGCCGGCUUCCUGGUCCCCUUCGUGGUGAUCGCCACCUGCUACGGCCUGGUCCUGGCCCGUGUCCUAGGUAGCUGCUUGGUCCGAUGGCACAGGCCCACGGUGGUCGUGCUGGUAGUGAUCGUCGGCUUCUUUGCCUGCUGGCUGCCCUACCACGUGGUGGGGCUGAUCCUGGCCGCCCACGCCCCCAGCGCCCGUCUGUACAAGCUGGCAGAUGCCACCCAGCCCCUCGUCGUCAGCCUGGCCUACGUCAACAGCUGCCUCAACCCCAUCAUCUACGUGGGGAUGAGCUGGGGCUUCCGGCAAAGCCGCCUGGCUGACAUCCUCCAGGAGGAGGAGGCAGACCUAGGGGAUGAGGCCCAGGGUCAGCUCACCUCCAUGAGCAGCGGGCAGGUUUAGGUCCAUGGGGGUCCCCCAGCUCGGGCGGGACAAGGAGAGCAGGGGACUGGACUGGACUGAGCAGGCGAGAUGCUCUCACCCCGGCUGCUGUGCACUGUGGGAUGCUGAGAUGCCGUGCCCUGUGGGUACCACAUCUGUGCCUUGCAUGGUCGCUGAAGGAGUCUCUGCAGAGUCGGCUGGAGGGGGCAUCCUGCAGCCCCUCAGCGAAGGGGCUAGCUCCGUAUUACCACUGAACUGCUCCGACUGGAAGCUCUGGGGGCAGGGACUGUCUCUGUUCUGCGUGUGUACGGCCCCGCUGCAAUACAGAUCAUCCAUAAAUCACA